Molecule: messenger RNA, 875 nt
Organism: Suncus etruscus (white-toothed pygmy shrew)
Lineage: Eukaryota; Metazoa; Chordata; Mammalia; Eulipotyphla; Soricidae
Gene: TMED5
Product: transmembrane p24 trafficking protein 5
Exons: 4
Coding region: 95-790 (231 amino acids)
Biological process (GO): endoplasmic reticulum to Golgi vesicle-mediated transport; Golgi organization; intracellular protein transport
Cellular component (GO): endoplasmic reticulum; COPII-coated ER to Golgi transport vesicle; endoplasmic reticulum-Golgi intermediate compartment
Source: RefSeq, a predicted model, not a curated record
GCGCUUCCUCUCCGAGGGCUCUUGGGCCUCCCUGGGAGCCUGGGCGCCCGUUCCCCCACCACGUCCCGCGCGCCCGGAGCGCUCCCCGACCGGGAUGGGCGGCAGGACCUGGCUGUCCAGGCCGGGGCUGCUGCUGCCCUGCCUGCUGCUGCCGCCGCUGCUGCUGCCCGGGGCGGCGGGCUUCGCGCCCUCGCUGGACGGCGACUUCACCUUCACGCUGCCCGCCGGCCUGAAGGAGUGCUUCUACCAGCCGAUGCCGCACAAGGCGUCGCUGGAGAUCGAGUACCAAGUUUUAGAUGGAGCAGGAUUAGAUGUUGAUUUCCUUCUUGUUUCUCCACAAGGAAGAACUUUAGUUUAUGAACAAAGAAAAUCAGAUGGAGUUCAUACGGUAGAGACUGAAGUUGGAGACUACAUGUUCUGUUUUGAUAAUACAUUCAGCACUAUUUCUGAGAAGGUUAUUUUCUUUGAAUUGAUUAUGGAUAAUAUGGGAGACCAAGAGCAAGAACAGGAGGAGUGGAAGAAAUAUAUUACUGGCACAGAUAUGUUGGAUUUGAAACUGGAAAAUAUCCUGGACUCCAUCAACAGUAUCAAGUCCAGAUUGAGCAAAAGUGGUCAUAUCCAAACUCUGCUUAGAGCAUUUGAAGCUCGUGACCGAAACAUACAAGAAAGCAACUUUGAUAGAGUCAAUUUCUGGUCAAUGGUUAAUUUAGCAGUUAUGGUGGCAGUGUCAGCUGUUCAAGUUUAUAUGCUGAAGAGUCUUUUUGAAGAUAAGAGGAAAAGCAGAACUUAGAAUUUCAAGUUGAUGGAUGCUGGACAGUGUAUGACUGAAAUUCACAGGGACAACUAUCUCAUGGUGAUUCAAUUACAAAUUUUAU